Molecule: messenger RNA, 450 nt
Organism: Botrytis sinoallii
Lineage: Eukaryota; Fungi; Ascomycota; Leotiomycetes; Helotiales; Sclerotiniaceae
Exons: 1
Coding region: 1-450 (149 amino acids)
Source: RefSeq, a predicted model, not a curated record
AUGGGCGCCAAAGAAUUAUUCUUCAAGCUUCGAAAGUUUCAAAACGGAAUCAAACCUUCUUGCGCUCAGAAUCCGCAACUCCAGAGGGUCUCCACGAAUGAAUCGUUAACCUUUUCUUUUUAUGAAAGAAGGAAGGCGACCGAGAACAGACUAGCAAAGGAAAGAGGGGCGAGAAACUUUUUAGUAGAAGAAGAACAAAGGAGGAGGAGGAAAGACAAGAAGAAUCGGAUAAAAAAUGAGGCAAAAGAAGCAAGACAGAGGGUAGCUGAGGAAUACGCCAUGGCCGGGGGACAAUUAAGUUUGCAAGAGAUGAAUGCCCAGCUAAAGAAAUCGAAAAAGGAGGAGAAGGCAACGAAUGGUGAUUUUACUCCUAGGAAUCCUGAUGAGGACGAUAUUGAUGGGGAGUGGGACUGGAAAGGCGAUGCGGUGAGCUUGAGAGAGUGGGCUUAA